This is a messenger RNA of Pelagomonas calceolata, 1521 nucleotides long. The record is from the annotation of a GenBank genome assembly. Lineage: Eukaryota; Pelagophyceae; Pelagomonadales; Pelagomonadaceae.
AUGAUGCAUAGAGCGCUAACGCUGGUGGCCGUCGCCGCAGCAGCAGCGCGCCCGCACAACCACGAGCAGCGCGACACGGUCCUGGUCCGCGCCAGAGAUCGGGUCACGCGAAAAGACUUGAUCCUCAAAGUGUCGCGCGAUGCGGGCAUGGAGGAUCUCGUGGACUCUUACAAGCAGAAGAUCGUGGAAAUCGCCGAUCGGACGCAGCAGUGGCUCGCCAAGGCGGACGCGGCGUAUGCCAAGGACGCGCGCGCGCACGACGAAGAGCGCGCACGGGCAGCCGGGAGCAGUCACACGGCGAUGAUUAGCGUCAUGGACCACGGCGCCAAGGGCGACGGCGUCGUGGACGACAGAGCUGCUUUCGAAGCUGCCGUCGCCGCGGCGCGGGGCAAGACAAAUGCAGUCGUGCAUUUGCCCGCGGGCCAUACCUUUUUGCUGUCGCCAAUAGAGCUGGUCGAUGAGACCGACCUGGAGAUCCGCAUCGACGGCACGGUGCGGGCGCCUCCCAUGGAACGCUGGCCGCCGCCGCCGCGGGAGGAUUCCGCGUUGUCGGCGGAGCGGCAGCGUAUGCGGUACGCGUUUCUGGAACUGAGGCGCUGCCGUGCUAUCGUCAUAUCGGGGCGCGGGACCAUCCAAGGGCAGGGCCAGCCGUGGUGGGCGCUGAGGAAGGUACGACCCGAGGUCCGGGCGCCGGCGCUGCUGGUGAUUCGGGAAUCGCGCGACUGCGCCGUGCGGUACCUGUCUCUGGUCGAGUCGCCGUUUUAUCACGUGGUCGUGCUGGACUCGGAGCGCGUCACCCUGGACCGACUGCGUAUUGCGACGCCGCCCGGGAGCGUCAACACGGACGGCGUCGACGUGCUGGCCUCGUCCGACGUCACCAUCAGCAAGUGCCACGUCUCGACGGGAGACGACAACGUGGCCAUCAAGGAGGGCUCGCGGCGCGUCCAGGUGCUGGGGGGCCUCUUCCACAAGGGCCACGGACUAUCGAUUGGAAGCCUCGGCGAGCGCCACACGGAGCAGUCCGUGGAGGACGUCUUGAUCGCGAACGUCCGCUUCUAUCGGACGUCGAACGCGGCCCGCGUGAAGACGUGGCAGGGUGGCCGCGGCCGCGUGCGCAACGUCACGUUCUCGAACCUCGACGUGCGCGGCGUUUACCAUCCGCUCGUGCUCGAUCAAUUCUACUGCCCCGAGAGUCAGCAUCCCGGGGUCUGUGCGAACGAGACGGACGCCGUCGCGGUGUCGGACGUGAAAGUGUCCGGUAUCGUCGGAUGGCAAACGUCCGGCGUCGCCGCGAUGCUCCACUGCUCGCAGUCGACGCCGUGCGGCGUCGUCGCGACGGGGAUAGAUGUGAGGAGCGUGCCCGGCUGCUCGAACGUCGUCCGGUGCCUGAACGUCGUGCCCCGUCCGGGCGCCGCCUGCGCCGACGGCGACAACAUGCACGGCUUCCGGCUGGACAUCACGCGGCCGAUGACGGAGGCGUUGGGCGACGUGCCGUGCGUUCAUACGAGUGCGCAUCCCUGA